This is a messenger RNA of Zygosaccharomyces rouxii, 1719 nucleotides long. It is a transcript of the gene BEM1, whose product is annotated as phosphatidylinositol-3-phosphate-binding protein BEM1. Gene Ontology annotation, cellular component: mating projection tip. The transcript is spliced from 2 exons. NCBI's taxonomy places the organism in Eukaryota, Fungi, Ascomycota, Saccharomycetes, Saccharomycetales, Saccharomycetaceae. Gene Ontology annotation, molecular function: protein binding; phosphatidylinositol binding. Gene Ontology annotation, biological process: conjugation with cellular fusion. The record is from RefSeq and is a predicted model, not a curated record. The coding region runs from base 1 to 1719 and encodes 572 amino acids.
AUGUUAAAGAGUCUUAAAUUCACUAAGAGAGACAGUAGUGGAUCGAAAGGAAGAAUAUCUUCCUCAGAUAUCUCCUCACCAACGCCGGCAGGGAACAGCAUUGGUGGAAUCGGUGGUGGUGGUAAAUUUGGUAAAAUUGGAAUAUCAAGAAACGCAUCAGGAGCAUCAUCACAAUCUAUGUCAUCAGUAAGGAAGAAUUCAAGAAGUGUACCAUCACCAGAGAAAUGGAUAAGGGCAAUUGGAAGCUAUCGGUCUCAAACUCCUCAAGAAGUUUCAUUUACAGAAGGCGAAGUUUUCUUUGUUCUUGAAGAAGAGAAAGAGUGGUAUCAGGCGUUAAAUCCAUCUACGAAGAAGCAGGGAUUAGUACCAAGAGGAUAUUUUGAACUUGCAGAUAGAAAUAAAUCGAUUUCGCGGCAUGCGAGCGUACUGAGUCAACAGAGUGAUAUAUCUAAGAUGGGGACACUUUAUGCAAUUGUACUUUAUGAUUUCCAAGCCGAAAAAGGUGAUGAAUUGACUUCAUACGCAGGCGAAAAUCUUUUUAUUUGUGCACAUCAUAAUUUCGAAUGGUUUAUUGCAAAGCCAAUUGGUAGAUUAGGUGGUCCUGGAUUAGUACCUGUAGGAUUUGUUAGUAUUAUUGAUAUUACCACUGGUUAUGCAACUGGAAAUGAUGUUAAGGAGGAUAUAAAUUAUGUCAAUUUGCCCACUGUACAAGAAUGGAAGAGCAAUAUUGCAAGGUAUAAGGCUAGUAAUAUUAGUUUAGGAUCAGUGGAACAUGCUCAACCUUCAUCGGUACCGGCUGUACAGCAACCGGUUGGACAGCAGCAGCAGCAGCAGCAGCAGCAGCAGCAGCAACAACAACAACAAAAGUACAAGAGUUUUGGGAUGGAUCUUGAUGUUGUAACUAAAGCUGCUGUGGAAUCAUUUGGAAUGGAAGAUGAGAAAUACUGGUUUGAAGUCACUUGUGAUCUAUCAAGUGGUAAAGGUCGUAGAUUAAAAAGAUGCUAUCAAGAUUUUUAUGACUUGCAAGUAAGACUAUUAGAUUCGUUUCCAGCGGAAUCGGGUAAAUUAAGGGACCCUAGUGGGCAAUGGACAAGACGAAUCAUGCCCUACAUUCCUGGGCCUGUUCCUUAUGUGACUGAUACUAUAACAAAGAAAAGGAAAGAAGAUUUGAACAUUUAUGUUGGUGAUCUAAUCAUGUUACCUGAUUACAUUUCCAGAUCAGAGAUGGUACUUUUACUAUUCCAAAUUAGAGACAAUGGAUAUGAUCGUGAGUUCCCAUUGGGGAUGGGUGAAACUUUUGCCAACGGUAGCAAUGUUAAUAGAGGGGAAGAUACUGUAUUGACAAAUGCAACGAACACCUUGGGCAUACCCAGGGAAGAUAAUACGUUGACAGGUGAAGAUUUACAACUCUAUGAAAAAUUAUCAGAAUUAUCAUUAACCAAUUCUAAAGCACAAUCAAGGCCACCAAGUCAAUUACCACCGCCUAUAAAGCCAAUAAAGAUAAAAUUUUACUAUAAGGAUGAUAUCUUCGCAUUAAUGCUCAACACAAAUAUCACGUAUGCUGAACUUUGUAGUAAGAUUUCUCCUCGUGUUGAUACUGAAAACUUUAAAUUGUUUGUAAAAUUAACAGGUGAUGAUGACACUGAAGAGAUUAAGAGUGAUGAACAAAUAGCUCAAGUGAUUCAGGCAAAAUUGAAAAUUUCUGUCUACGACGCUUGA